Molecule: messenger RNA, 3323 nt
Organism: Cylas formicarius (sweet potato weevil)
Lineage: Eukaryota; Metazoa; Arthropoda; Insecta; Coleoptera; Brentidae
Exons: 3
Coding region: 100-483 (127 amino acids)
Source: RefSeq, a predicted model, not a curated record
CGUGGCUCGAGUGUUUUGGUGUUGUCGGUUGAUGAUAAGCAAUCCCCACACAUAAAUUCUUUCCUAUAGCAAUAAACAAUACUAAAAGCCUGAUAAGGAAUGUCAGUCACUGACCCGUUAAUAAAGGAUUUAAAAGGUUUCGUUCAGCAUUUUUUAACACUCGCUAAUGAAAACGUCAAAAUAGUGGACAACGACUUUUACUUCGUCUCAUUUGCCCAAACUUUGGAGAAAAUUUUCAAUAAAGGCAUCAUCAGGCAACAAAAUACGAAAUAUUUCAACAGAACUAUCGAUCCUUACGUUUGGAUGGUGAGUCUAGCUAAAUCCAACGCCGAAGCAAACUUGACCUACUCAAGCUGCGUUGAAAACGUAAGAAUUAGAAAAGACAUUCAAAGUAACGAUGGGAGGUUUAGGCUUCUGAUAAAAUAUUGUUUGGCAAGGAGAAUUGUGCAUGUACCGGUGGAACUGUUGGUGGGGCAACGAUAAAGCUGAUAAAAUAAAUACUCUUUUCAAGAGUCAAUGGCAAGCCUUCCGGACGUUGCGCUCCGCACUUCGGACAUUUCCGGGAUUUUGCCGCACGGGUUUGGGAACAAUCGGGUGUUUUCGGAGAUAUUUCCCACGCCUUGAAUUUUGACGUUUGUGAAUUCUGACAGUCAGGUCAGUGAAUGUAUUCGUGUUGUUUUGCGAAAAUGUACCCAAAAACUAACGGUCGUAGAAAAAGUAUAGUAUGCAACACGUUCGGCAAACUUUUUAACUUACUCGUUUAUUAAACACUCGCUCCGCUCCUGCCAAAUAAACUCGGGAGUCAAAUGCCGCUUACCGCACUUGUUGCAUAAUAUACUAUAACCUAUUACGGUAUAUUCAAAAGAUAAUAAUAAUCGUAUCUGUUAAAUGUUCUGACAUUGCAAGGCCUACUAAUAUAUAAACAAAAAAUGCCCUAUAUUUCCUCCAUUUUUCAUCACAGAUACCAACAAAUCUCUAUGGCUGAAAAGGGCUCGACACUGGCAUUUUUUUAAGACCAUAGCCAAUUAUGAUUGAUCUAUUUUAUAAGAAAGUUGUUUUCAUUUGUGAGAAAACGGAGAACUGCAGAAAAAAAUCUGAUCACGCCACUGAAUGUGCCUUAAAAAAUGCCUCAAUAAUCAUGUUACUAAUUUUUUAAAUAAAAAAGUUAUGGGCAAUUUUCAAAUGGACCGAAAAUUGGAAAACUCGCCAUGCGGUUUUAACCAAUAAAUAUUUGUCCAAAAAUGAAUCCUUGACAUGUAAAUCGAUUUUGCUCUAUCUAGUUCAGAAAUAUGGUUUUCCUAUUAAAACACUUCAAUUACGACCAGCACAUGCAGGGAACUGUAUAUAAAAAAAAUCAUAAAUAUAAUACUAAGAACACUAAAAAGUGUAACCGAAAAAAACUGUUUAAUUAAAAACUACCUCACCAACAUAUUUCUCGUAAUAAAAUUAGGGCAAAAUCAAAGUCUUAAAACUGACAGUUGACAACAACAACCGACAUUAAAACUUUUUAAAACUGCUUAAAAUUAUAAGCUGAUUUAUAUUUUGUCUUCAUGUCAAAAUAGCAUAUGUCUGUCUUAUUUCCAUUACGAAUUUAAAAACCGCACCUUAAAGAUCGGUUUUGUCUAUAGACCAGAAUUAAUUUUAAGAGAAGGUUUAAGAGAAAAAGAAGGUUUUGAUCUAUAUCUAUAAAAUAUUGUUCCUGCUACUACUAUACUACACUACUAUACUAUACUACUAUAUAUACACAAUUAUGCCCUAAUCAGGUGUGCGUAAACACUUUGCUAUCCACUUCGAGCAUUUCCUGUAUUGUAGAAACAGUUUUGGAACUCCUUUAGACUAAAGUGUCGUUUUGAUGCAGAAUAUACAUUAGUCACGAGUUUGUUUAGGUGUGAGUGUACGAGUGCUCACUAAACGAGUGACAGAAGAAGUUGGAAAACUGUUGCAGACUUUAUUUUUUCUACUAUCAUUAGUUUUGGGGUACAUUUUUACAAAAUAGCACGAAUACAUUCAUUAAGUGACGUAUGACGUGACUAUCAGAACUAACAAACGAUACAAUACCGGCAAUGUUUGAAAUCUACCGAAAACUUCCGAUCGCUCCCAACUCGUGACUAAAGUACCAGGAACGCUAGAAGUGGCUCGUGACAGUGUUUAUCAAUCAUUUUAUCAAUUUUAGGUGAAAACUAGAGAGGUGCAUUACUUGUAUUCGACGGAUUCAAUCAUCGGAGACGAAAUAUUAUCGGAAAUAUUUCUGUCUGCAUUGAAACCGGUCUCAAAAAUACCAUUCAUUUUUAAAUUAACCAACUCGUCGUUUUUAGACUGCACUUGGUAUAUCCCGAGAAUAUUGGAUUUUGAGUUAGUACCGUGCAAAAAUUUGGGAAUCAGCGUGAGGUAACUACCCGAUCAAAUGGUAAAACGGGUUUCUAAUGAUGGCAAUAUAUCCAAAUAACUACAGACACGAAAAUAUCUCAGCUCCGCCUACAUGGAAACUGUGAAUUGAAGUCCCUCACUAUAUUAGUAAUAAUAAUAAGUAAUAACAAGUUUAAGGUGUUGUUUUUGCUCAUUAACUUAAUUCCAAUUUUUGGACAAUUUAAAAAUUAUAUCAACACCGAAGAAAUAUUUUAUAAUUAUACUUUAUAAUUACUACCUUUAUAAAGUCCUAAAAUUAAGAAUAUAACAUCAUAGUGAAUAGUUAUUUAAUUAUUUAGAUAAAAUAAAACAAAUAAAAUUGCAGAAGACAAUUAUAUAUUAAUUAUAAAUUAUUAUAAAUUAUAUCAUAAAUGAUUUUUAUGCGCUUAGAAUAUGACGUGUCCCUUGGAUGUAAAGUCAUUGUUUCCUUGAUUAAUAUGAACAAAUAAAAAACAAAAAGAUAUUGGUCACAGACUGCCUCGCGUUUCCAUUGGAAAAACGAGGCAUGCACUUAAUUGGAGAAAGUAUUAACGUAUUAUUGGCGCCAAUCUGCGACCUCUGUUACGUUGGGUCAGCGAUCGAGGCUGUAGUUUGAUAAAUUAAGUUUUAUUGAAAUAUCCGAUUGAGAUUUUUUCGCUGUUAAUAAACUUGAAUUGGUUUGAAUUUAAUACGUUUUAUAGAUUGAUUAGAUGAGAGCAAAUAUUUACUUUACUAAUCAACCACUGUAUAAUAGAAAAGUGAUCAAGAUUAAAAGGUAAAAAAUUGAAUGGUACAAGCAAAUAACAUUGCGAAUGCUAUCUCGGUACGAGUAUUCCCUAUAAAGUAUGUCCCAGAAGACGACGAUCAAACUUAAGGGAGAAGAAGAAGUCAUUUAGAAUCAAAAUAACUUUAAUUGUCUUUGUCUAAUUGUUGUCCAA